Messenger RNA from Brassica oleracea var. oleracea, 1378 nucleotides. Its product is annotated as mediator-associated protein 1-like. The record is from RefSeq and is a predicted model, not a curated record. Lineage: Eukaryota; Viridiplantae; Streptophyta; Magnoliopsida; Brassicales; Brassicaceae. The transcript has a single exon. Gene Ontology annotation, cellular component: nucleus. Gene Ontology annotation, biological process: regulation of DNA-templated transcription. The coding region runs from base 85 to 1191 and encodes 368 amino acids.
UUUCCACUAUAUUAAUUUCUUCACUGGACUCUCUCGUAAACCCUAGCUUUUUCUUCUUGCUGCGUUAACAGAAGGAAUCUCCAAAUGACGAAGAAGAAGCCCAACCCUUUGGAAGAUCCACCGAAAGCAUCUUCAAGCGACGACAAUGAAGUCGAGGCGUUGUCCGGAGACGAUGAAGAAGAACAGAUCUCCAACGAUUCUUCGUCUGACGAUCUCAUGAAUCCAGUCGCCAUUCCGUCCGCGAAGAACUCCAAAUCUGAGAAGCUGAACGCCGUCACCAAACCCAAGGGUGGCUCGCUGGCAGUGAAGAAGCGGCCGAUCGAAACGACCUCCGUUAGUGCAAAACGGGCCAAAAUUGCAGAGGAGGCGAAGAAACCGUCGUCGUUUCAGAGGCUGUGGAGCGAAGAAGAUGAGGUCUCUAUGCUUCAAGGUAUGAUCGAUUUCAAAGCUGAUACGGGGAAGAGUCCGUACGAAGACAUGGAUAGGUUUUACGAAAUCACCAGUAAGUCGAUUAGCUUCGAGGCUAGUAAAAUCCAGUUCGUUGAUAAGAUUAGGUCUUUGAAGAGGAAGUAUAUGGGGAAAGUCAAGCACGGUGCUGAGUCCUUGACUAAAAAUCAUGAUAUUGAUUGUUUGAAAUUGGCCAACUAUAUUUGGGGAUCUCAUGGAAUGGCUCUCAAUUCUAAUGUGAAGAAGCUUGGUAAAGAAGAAGAAGUUGUGGCUCUUGAAUCUGCCGCUAAGUCCAGUGGAACACCAAAAAAGACUAAGAAGAAGCCUGUUUCUGUGGAAGCUAAUGGUGACAAAGUAGAAGAAGAUAGGGAGGCGUUGGUUAGUGGUGACAAUGGAGGAGAAGAUAGGCAAGUGUUGGCUGGUGGUGAAAAGGUAGCACAAGAUGGGGAGGUGUUGGCUGGUGGUGAAAAGAAUAAGGAAGUGUUGAUUAAUGGAGGAGGAGCUUCCAAGUCUCAUGGUGUGAGAGCAUCUGACUGGUUUGAAGACUCGUUUCUUGUAGGAUCUAUUGCGGGUUUAGGUGUGAGUGAAAGGUUCGUGAAAGAGAAAUGGAGCAUGGUGACAGUGGAGACAAAGAAGAGAAUGGAAGAGAAGUGGAAGUUAUUGCAGGCCAAAGAAAUGGAACUGGUGCUGCACAAGACUGACUUUAUGCGUGAGAUAGGCUCUGUGAUUGCUGAAGCAUCUUAGGAAUUAGGUUUUCUUACUGGCUUCUCUGUUUAAAUGGACCAAUGCUAAUUUCGUUAUAAUUCUAGCUGAUCUUGUAAAAUCUUCUUUUUGGAUUGUUGCUUUUCUACAGACACCGUGGAAGUUCUUUGGUUCUUGUUUUCUAGUUGAUGUUGCGAGUUCUUGCUUAUGUAUAAACUCCAUGGAAACU